GACAGUUUUGUAAAAUGGUGUACAUAUGUCAUAUGAUAAAGCAUCUUGCGUUGAAAAGACAAAAUCCAACUCUCUCGCAUCUCUUGAGCUUUACAUUUUGUCAACUAUAUCAUAUAUAAAUAUAGAUGAGUCCUUUCAUACUCUCUUCUAAACCGUCCAACAAAACCUUUUUAGUCUUUUUUCCAAAAACAUACAAAACAUAAAAAAAAAACAAGAAUUUAGUUUUGUGGCCUAUUGAUUAGCACACCCAUAUGCUUAGAAUUUCUUCAUCAUCUUCCAUGGCCUUGAAAUUUUCUCAAAUUCUCUUCAUAGUUUUAUGGCUAUCUCUCUUCUUUCUCCUCCUCCACCACUUGUACUCCCUCAACUUCCGUCGUCUCUACUCUCUAAACGCGGUGGAGCCAUCAUUGUUGAAGCAACACUACCGUAGCUAUAGAUUAGUGAGCAGAAAAGUUCUCUCCGACAGAUUCGACUUCACACCUUUCCAUAGCCGAGAUAACAGCCGACAUAACCAUCGUUCCGGCGAGCAAUACGACGGUGAUGAGAUAGACCCUCGUUACGGAGUGGAGAAACGCCGUGUUCCCUCCGGACCCAAUCCGUUGCACCAUUGAUGAUUACACGUGUAUGGUAUGUGUUGUAACAUUAAAGACAAAGAUCAGAUCCUUUGCCUAGCUAGCUUUUUUUUAUAAGGAAGAAAAUUAAACGUUAGAGCUUUUUUUUGAAGGUACAUUUCUACAAUUUGGGUGUUCAUACAUUUUAUUUUAUUUUUCUUAUUAUUUUGACGAUUGUAUUCGUGAAUAUGUUGAUAUAUACUAGAGAUAUUGACAUCUUGAUUAUUGUUUUCUACUGUAUGUAGUAAUGUUGGCUGCUACGUAUAUUGAUUACUAGUAGGAGUAUUAGUUUAAUAGUAUAAAUAAAAAAAGAUUGGUCGUUGAUUACAAUGAUGAAUGUUUAAAUAAUUGCUUUGACUUUGGGAUUAGCCAACCAGUAGCUGCGACGGCACGUCACAACUCAGAGAUAUUCUAGAUGCAUUAUUGUACCAAAACUAAAUAACAAUAAAUGGU
Molecule: messenger RNA, 1061 nt
Organism: Arabidopsis thaliana (thale cress)
Lineage: Eukaryota; Viridiplantae; Streptophyta; Magnoliopsida; Brassicales; Brassicaceae
Gene: CLE12
Product: CLAVATA3/ESR-RELATED 12
Exons: 1
Coding region: 252-608 (118 amino acids)
Cellular component (GO): extracellular region
Source: RefSeq, marked reviewed